Glycine soja is the source of this 922-nucleotide messenger RNA. Its product is annotated as high mobility group B protein 1-like. The coding region runs from base 153 to 662 and encodes 169 amino acids. The record is from RefSeq and is a predicted model, not a curated record. The transcript has 8 exons. NCBI's taxonomy places the organism in Eukaryota, Viridiplantae, Streptophyta, Magnoliopsida, Fabales, Fabaceae.
UGAGUCGUGUGGAGGCAAGGUACCAAAGUCUCCAAAAGUCAACAGGUAGAUCCGGUUGCUUUGAUCCGUUUCGCUCUCUAUUGGGUCGUACCCUCUUCUUUAGUUUCCAACAGCCUCUCUCUCUGCUUUUGCUAGUGACAGGAACUUAAACAAUGAAGACUGCAAAGGGCAAGGGAGCAGCGAGGCCCUCAAAAGAAUCACUGAAGCCUGUUGAUGACCGAAAGGUUGGAAAGCGGAAGGCUUCUGGUAAGCCUGAGAAAAGCAGAGCACCAAAGAAGGAGAAGAAGGCCAAGAAAGACCCCAACAAGCCUAAAAGACCACCGAGUGCUUUCUUCGUGUUCCUUGAGGAGUUCAGGAAGACCUUUAAGGCUGAGAAUCCUCUCGUGAAGGCUGUAUCAGUUGUUGGAAAAGCUGGAGGAGAGAAAUGGAAAUCCCUGUCCAGUGCUGAGAAAGCUCCAUAUGAAGCCAAGGCUGCAAAAAGGAAAGCUGAGUAUGAAAAACUUAUCAAAGCUUAUGAGAAAAAGCAGGCAAGCUCUGCAGAUGAUGAUGAAUCAGACAAGUCCAAAUCUGAAGUGAAUGAUGAAGAUGAUGCCAGUGGAGAGGAGGACCACCAAGAGGACGAGGAUGAUGAGGAGGAAGAGGACGAUGAAGAUGAUGACUGAGAUUGAUGUCCAAAACCUUGGUUAUGAUAUUUUGUUUAUGAGGGAGGCUAUUAUAUAUUCUGACUGUGCAUACUAGGCUACUUUUUAUGUUUGUGCUGGUAGAAAAGAAUGUCUUCUUUGUUGGUACGAUAUAUUGCCAACUACUUGAGCUUCCCUCACUUAGCUAUCGUACCUGAAUCACUUUUUGUGCAUUGUAGCCUUAAAUGGGUUGCUUUAAGUAAUAUAAUUUCUUUCUGAUCAAUGCAUUGGCAAAAUUAUAA